AUGAACUAUAUACGACCCUCUCGUCGUGAUGAGUUCGAGAUUGCGAUAGUUUGCGCACUGGCACUCGAAUACGAUGGUGUUUCUCUCCUCUUCGACGAAUUUUGGGAUGAAGAUGGAGACUCGUAUGGACGGGCCGUUGGGGACCUCAACACCUAUACAACUGGUCGUAUUGGCAAAUUCAAUGUCGUAUUGGCGCUCCUUCCCAAUAUCGGUAAAGCCAACACAGCGAGCGCAGUUGCCGGUCUGCGCUCGAGCUAUGGCUCCUUACAACUUGUUCUGCUUGUCGGCAUCUGUGGUGGAGUGCCUCGACUGGACCAGAACGAGAUUUUGCUCGGCGAUGUGGUUAUCAGCAAGACUGUAGUUCAAUACGACUUUCUCAAGCAGUAUACAGACGAUAUUGUACGUAAAAACACCUUGGACGAUAACCUUGGCAAACCAGUGAAGGAUAUCCGAAACCUACUAGUCACACUAGAGACUGAGCUUGGCUUGGAACGAUUACAUGAAAGAACCGCCUACUUCUUAAGACAGAUCCAAAAGAAUCGUCAAAACUACAAUUAUCCUGGCACAGCUGAGGACAAGCUGUUUGAGUCAACUUAUCGCCACAAACAUCGUGCUUCACGCAUAUGCAUCUGUGGUAAGAGCGGCCAAUUGGAGGUUUGCGACCCGGCUCGAGACUCAUAUUGCCAUGAAUUAAAAUGUGAAGACAGAUAUCUCGUGGUUAGAGCCCGGCUUGAUCAGAAACGACAGCUAGAGAAUACCAAUGAUGCCAGAGCUCAGGAGCCGGUCAUUCAUUUCGGGGCCAUCGCAUCAGGCGAUACAGUGAUGAAUUCCGGUGCACAUCGGGAUGAAAUAUCAAGAGAACAAAACGUCAUUGCUUUCGAAACUGAGGGCGCUGGCGCUUGGGAGGAACUGCCUUGUAUCAUCGUUAAAGGGGUUUGCAAUUAUGCAGAUUGUCAUAAAAGCGACAAAUGGCAACGAUUUGCGGCUGCGACAUCAGCUUCUGCGGCUAAGGCUAUGCUAGAACGGUAUUGUAAGACAGACAAACCGUCGCAGGCCAUCUCAGGUGGUUAG
Molecule: messenger RNA, 1071 nt
Organism: Trichoderma virens Gv29-8
Lineage: Eukaryota; Fungi; Ascomycota; Sordariomycetes; Hypocreales; Hypocreaceae
Exons: 1
Coding region: 1-1071 (356 amino acids)
Biological process (GO): nucleoside metabolic process
Molecular function (GO): catalytic activity
Source: RefSeq, a predicted model, not a curated record